This is a messenger RNA of Dinoponera quadriceps, 2954 nucleotides long. It is a transcript of the gene Hsl, whose product is annotated as hormone-sensitive lipase. Lineage: Eukaryota; Metazoa; Arthropoda; Insecta; Hymenoptera; Formicidae. Gene Ontology annotation, biological process: cholesterol metabolic process; triglyceride catabolic process. The record is from RefSeq and is a predicted model, not a curated record. Gene Ontology annotation, molecular function: triacylglycerol lipase activity; sterol ester esterase activity. Gene Ontology annotation, cellular component: cytosol. The transcript has 10 exons. The coding region runs from base 556 to 2727 and encodes 723 amino acids.
GACUGUUUACGUCGCGGACAGGUUGUGCUGUGGUGGAGUUAUUGCUCGUACAACUGUGUGAUUAUGCUCGUUAUCGUCGUCUCGCACUAAUCAGCGUCCAGUUGGCCAACGUCGUUGAUCUCUAGUCUCAAAGUGCGUGGUGUGACUCAGUCAGCAUCUGGCCGUCCGCUGUCGGGCUGUGUCGUACUGAUCGGUCAUUUCAAUUAGCCGCCUGAUCGUCCGGCCUUGUUGAUAACGGUUUCCACAUAAUAUCGCGGUAAUGCGCUGACAUAUAGCUCUAGCAUUUGGCAAGACGCGAUUAGUCGCCUAUCUACGCCAAUUAAAAAUCACGCUCUCUCUCUUUUUCUCUCUCUCGAACUUUAACCUGCCUCCGCAGGGAGCAUGCACGCGAGCACGCUACACCCGACGACGACGACGGGUGACGAGUGAUGAGCGUCGAGGAUAUGCUGCACUGUCAUUGUCCAUCCGGCCGAGAACAGACGUUGUGAAUUAGAAGAGCGUAGAGCACGGGGAGUAAGCAAGUAAGCCCAGGGCGGGAUUCGCAGAAUCGCUCAGAUGUCGUUGAAUGAUGACUUCGACAGACCGUUCGAGGACUCCGAGCCGCUGCAGUGGGGCGCGUUGCGGGAGAUUUGCUGUGCCAAUGUCGACUACUUCGCGUCCCACCAGGACGCGAACAGCGUCAGGAUCAAGGCCGCGCUCCUGGCGAUCCUGGAUCACUUGGAUCAACUGCGGCCCCUGUACCGGGAAGUGGCCAAGUUCGCGGUACACUUUGACUACGACGAAGAAAACCCCGGCAAUGGUUACAGGAGUUUCCUCUCGUUGAUCGACAAGGCCAUCCUGCACUGCAAUGUGAUAUGCCAGGAGAUAUUCCGUCAGAAGAAUUCCAUACUGUCCCGCAAGAGUUAUCACAUGAGGGAGAUCGAGGCGUGCUCCCAACUGUUAGCCUCGUUGUACACAUGUUUACAGCAUUUAAAAACGCUUUACGCAUGGAGCACAGAGGUGAUAAGCGAUGGGAAGUUAUCCCUGUUUCCCCCGGAGAACCAUACCAUUCAGGAACUUCUCAGUCAGAUGGGAAAUAUUAAUCAAUACUGCUUCUACGGCAGAUGUUUAGGAUUCCAGUUCUGCGACAGCUUGAAGCAUGUCUUCAAAACUAUAACGUUUGGUAUGGCGUCUUAUAGCGAAGUUUUUUAUAGCAAUGGCACAUUACUAGGACGAUGGAGUAAUUUCGUUAAGUAUUUAUUGGAUCCUGAAGCGAGGGCGCGUCGUGUCGUUAGUAUAUCUCAACAUGCCGAUAUCUCUUUCUGUCAAGCGUUUUGGUUUCUCAACGAAUCUGAAUUACUACCCAGAUUACCAUCUAUAAAGAAGCAUUUAGCUAUCAAUCAAGUGAUAUCCAUCCCACCUGAGGAAUUAAUCUUGCCUACCGUUGACGGAGGAACCGUCUCAAUUCCGAUACCAAAUAGUCACAUAGGAAAGAAACCGAUCCACGUUAGAUUGCUCAGCUCCAAACGGCGCUUAGGAAUGGUUGGAUCUGGGGGGAUAGGGGGAGAGUUACUAGGCCUAAGCGAUGGGCUGAUCAUUCACAGUCACGGGGGUGGAUUCGUGGCGCAAACGUCGCGCUCGCACGAGGUAUAUUUGCGGAGUUGGGCGGUGAAGCUCGGCGUACCAAUUUUGAGCAUAGAUUACAGUUUAGCCCCGGAGGCUCCCUACCCUCGUGCGCUCGAGGAGGUGUUGUACGCCUACGCGUGGGCGUUGAAGCAUGCGAACACGUUACUUGGGAGCACGGUGAAGAAAGUGAUACUCGUCGGUGAUUCCGCGGGUGGUAAUCUAAAUCUCGGAGUCACUUUGAAGUGCAUACAAUUGAAUAUAAGAAAGCCGGACGGCAUGUUUCUGGCAUACGCACCGGUAUUAGUCGAAUUCGUCCCGUCGCCUUCUCGUAUGCUCUGUUUCACCGACCCGUUGUUGCCGUUCGGAUUUAUGUUGCGAUGCUUAAAAGCCUACGUCGCAACCGACAAGAAAGUCACCAAGGAGCAGGAGGUCGAAGAGUGCGCCAAAUCGGACACUGAAUCCUUUGCAGAAAUGAGCGAAAGUGAUCUUAUAGCGCUGGCUCUGAGUCCAAACGGCGACGGCGCGAACGGCGCACAGAAACUAGUAUCCUUACCGUCCGAUUCUACAUUGAACUCCGUCAGUCUGACCGAAGUUGAUGGUACUGAAUGUCCGAAAGGACAGGCAAACUUGCGGGAUUAUAUCAGCCGAUUUGUAGAUAUGUACAGAAACUCAGGCCUCGCUUCGUCAUCGCCCGUUGCGAAUGGCAGUGACGGCAGAGAUGGUAAUAUUUCAGGAAGCGACAAAUCGUGGUCUCUGUUCGGAUGGUCCUUCGGCGGGAAGGACAAUAAGGAGACCAGGGAACUCGAUGUGGAGAGUGGCAGAAGCCCUUUGGAGGAGUUGACCUUUGCGAUACCGAGGGAUCCGUUCUUGAGUCCUUACCUCGCGCCGGACGAUACAUUAGUCCAUCUGCCGCCCAUUAAGUUACUGUCGCUACAGCUUGAUCCUUGUCUCGAUGACAGCGUCAUGUUCGCGCGAAAGCUCCGUUCGCUCGGUAACAAAGUUACGUUGGACAUAUUGUCGGGAUUGCCGCACGGAUUUCUCAAUCUUAUAUUGGUUUCGAAAGAAGCGGCGGACGCCACGGAUCUCUGCGCCACGAGAAUCAAAGAAUUGUUGGAUUUGUAACUGUACACACACACACAUACACACAAUGUGGGCGCGGUCAUAUUAUUGUUAAUACAUGAAUGCUGAUCUAGAGUAAACAGGAGAGAUACUUCAGUGUCGCGGCAACUAUUUAUCCAGCGCGACGAGCACUCUUAUUAUUUUCAACGGCUUACAUCAGCGAUUUGUAACGACGUUUCAUGAAUAAACGAAUAAUGGCCGGAACUUUGAGCUGGUCAUUUUCUACCGUA